AUGAAAAUCACACACUUCAUGACCGUGUUUUGGCCACUCUCUAUGCUACUAUUUGACAAAAGCCAGGCCUCUAAAACAGAAGUCAAAUGUAAUUUCACCAGAAGGAAUUAUUCCUUUAUUCCAGAGGGUAUCAGUAACAGUGUUACCAUCCUUGAUCUCAGUUAUAACCAGAUCACUCUGAAUGCAUCGGACAUCAGGGUGCUACAGAUGUAUUCUUUACUAACUGAGCUCUACUUGAUGAAGAACAGCAUUACUGCCAUACACAAUAAUAGUUUCAGUAAUCUCUCCAACCUAGAAAUUUUAAACAUCUGUGGAAAUUCCAUCAGUGUAAUUGAACAGGGCUCAUUUGUUGGCUUAAAUAAAGUAAAACAGUUAUAUCUUUGCCAAAACAAAAUAUUACAACUGAAUCCCAAUACAUUUGUACCUCUAUUCAACCUGAGAGUUCUAAAUCUGCAAGGCAACUUGAUAAACCACUUUGAUGUGCCACAACGAUUCCAUCUGGAGCUGCUAACGUUGGAUGGGAAUCCAUGGAACUGCACCUGUGGUCUACUCCAGCUGCAGAACUGGCUGAACAAGUCUAAUGUGAUAUUAGAAAAUGAGAACAUCACCAUGUGUAGCUAUCCAGAUGACCUAAAGCACUACAGCAUUAAGUCAGCACCAUUCACUGCUGAAUGCCACUCUAAAUUUAUUUCCACUAUAACUGAAGAUCUGUAUAUUGAUUUUCCGUCCAUUGGGAAUUCAACUUCUAAUAGCUCUCUAAAAAAUUUAACACGGAACUCAGAACAUGAACCUCUUGGAAAAAGCUGGGCUCUCCUUGUUGGUGUUGUCGUCACUGUACUGCUAACGUCACUCCUCAUCUUUAUUGCUAUCAAGUGUCCAAUAUGGUAUAAUAUUCUGCUUAGUUACAAUCAUCAUCGCCUGGAAGAGCACGAAGCAGAAACCUACGACAAUGGCCUUACUAGAAACCCGAGCUCCCUUUCACAAAUAACAGAUACAAACUCUGAAGACAUUACAGUAAUAUUCGAACAACUGCAUUCAUUUGUGGAAAAUGAUGAUGGUUUUAUUGAAGACAGAUAUAUAGAUAUCAAUGAGGUACAAGAAGAAAAAUAA
This is a messenger RNA of Chionomys nivalis (European snow vole), 1110 nucleotides long. It is a transcript of the gene Lrrc19, whose product is annotated as leucine rich repeat containing 19. The transcript is spliced from 4 exons. Lineage: Eukaryota; Metazoa; Chordata; Mammalia; Rodentia; Cricetidae. Gene Ontology annotation, biological process: positive regulation of non-canonical NF-kappaB signal transduction; interleukin-8 production. Gene Ontology annotation, cellular component: plasma membrane. Gene Ontology annotation, molecular function: protein binding; signaling receptor activity. The coding region runs from base 1 to 1110 and encodes 369 amino acids. The record is from RefSeq and is a predicted model, not a curated record.